ACACAGCUGCUGCAGAGGGACUGCUGCAGUGAGACCGUAGCAGGGGGGGGGGGGGGUCUCUACGCCGCACACCCACACGCGUAGACACCACAGUUCGACACAUGAACGCCCCUAGUUGAUUUGUUGUGUAUCAUAUGUGGAACUCCAUGGUGGUACAGCGCCGACGUAGGCAGACAUGGACGACUAUCUCCGGAGAGUGGACUGCAGACUAGGGGUGUGGACUGACAAGGGUAUUCAUGCUGUGCUAGGUGGCCCAGAUGCAGAUGUGGACACUGUUGCUGCCACACUGUGCUUAGCACUACACCUUAGUCAGAAGGAACCCACUCUGGGUGUGUGUGUGCCGUUGCUCUGCGGCCGCCGUGGUGACGCUGCCUCGCUGCCUGGUGAGACCCUGGGCUACCUGCGCAAGAUCAAAGUGUGUGAGAGGCUCUUGCUGUGGAAGGACGACCUGGACCUGAUGAAAAUCCAUCGGGCAGGAAAACUGUCAAUGACGCUGAUGAGGGACGGCCUGCUAGAUGGCUCUGAGCGCCACGCUUUGGACUCCAGCAUUCUGCGAGUGGUCCAUCACCAUGAUGAUGCUGAUGACGACGACUAUGGCCCGCCGUCCUCGUCAAUGUUGGUCGCCAGAGAGCUUCUUCAAGAGGCACCCGAGCGCAUCGGAGCGGUGCUGAGGGAAAGCCUCAGAGAGGCAUUGCGGCUCCAAAGAGAAGACCUCAGACUUGAACAAUGCCGCCGGCGUGAACGACUGGAUGACCUGGUGAGAUGUUUGGAGUGGUGUGGUGACAGGAAGGGGCUGCUACAAGCUGCGGAGCACCUGCUGUCCAAGGAGCUGAGGGAGUUCUCCGAUGGACAGAUGACCAUCGCGCUCACCUCGGUCUCUGUAGGUGAGGAGCGCUGGCGAGGUUACGAAGACUCCUUGAAAUCCUUUUGCAGUCGGCAUGGCUACGAUGGGUUGACACUUCUCUUGGCAGUAGAAGGUUCAGUUUGUCCUCCUCGCUUGCAGGUGGUGGUAUACUCCAACAACGUGGCACUCCUCAACCAGAUCUGCUGUCAGCUUGAGGAGACCUCCACCUUGUCUCUGUCCAGCCAACCGGAAACCUUGGCAUGUCUGCAGGUUUACCACGUCCAACUAAAUGCUUUCUCACCUUCGGGUGCGUCGUUACUGAUGCUGGAGGACGAGGUCCAAGGCCUCCUCAAAGAGUUUGUUGAUCGGCGGAGCUCUGUGUUAGCUUGUCACCCCAGCAGCAGGACAUCCUCUACCGAGGGUGUGGCAGGCAGUGUAGAAUUCUCCCAGGGCUCAUCUGGUAUCAAUGACAUGGAUGCCUCGGACACAGAGAGAGCUAACAGAGGUGAUGGUGAUGUGGAAGCAACAGAGAGGGGUGCACAAGAAGGAGAGGAUGAUCCUGGAGGAGUCAGAGCAAGUGUAGAGCUGGUGAGCCCCGACAGUGGUAUGAACACCAUCCGCAGCAGCCGCUCCUCUAAGGAGAGCUCAGUGUUCCUCAGUGAUGAAAGCCCGGUCGGUGAGAUUUUGGGGGCAGCGGCAGGUCCUGGGGGCCUCCUGUUGAGGAACCCUUCUCCUCUUGGUUUGUUGUCCCUUACACCUCCUCUGCCGCCUGAGAGGAGGUGGCAUCAGCGUUCCAACAAAAAGAGAAAGGACCACUUAGAUCAGUUUCAUUCCGAUCCACUUCAUCCACAUCACGUCCUCCAGUAUUCUGACGGAAAAGCAGAUGAUGAUGGGCAAACGCCGGAAAGCUCCAGCCUGUCGGAGUAUGAAGAACUAAACAUAGUGGAUUUAUCUGAUCCUGGUUCUUUGGACAGUUUGGAAAGUAGGGAGACUUCUCGUGAUGUGGAAUGUCAGAUUGUAGAGAUGAUUGAGACAGUGGUUCCUCCCACCCCGGUCAACAGCUUGGCUGGCAAUCACCUGUCCGGCAGUGGUGGUGCCAGGUUUUUCCCUGAAGACGUGGCAGAGAGGAUCAGUGGCCUACAGCACAAGGAGAGGAUCUCGUCUUCUUUGUCUGAAACGUGGGAUGAGCUUGGUUUCGACACCCCUUCCUCCAAUGAUGCCUUGAACAGAGCCAAAGAAUCAGAGAGCCCUCAAAAUCUGGAGGAAGCAAACGGCAAAGAUCCUGAUGAUAGGAAACCGACUUGGGAAGGGAGGUCACAGAGGGACUGGAGCCUGGAACCACAGCUUAGCCUAAUCAUUGAACAGACAGAAUCCUGUGAAAAGUGGAAACCGGAUUCCGUGCAUAGUGAUAAGUGGAACCCGGUUACCGUGACUGAUCUGCAGAUGACACCGCCAGAAGAGGAAGUAGAAAAUAACACUUGUGUGUUUAGAGUCAAAGAAACAGCAUGUCCAUUUCAGAAGAAGAAAAUGAUGCUCAACACGUUAACGCCAGACACAUCAAAAGAGGACAAUGACGAAUCACGGGGGAGUAAAGCAGGUAGACCAAUGCAGUCAAUGGAUUUCUGGACCUAUUUGGAACAGAAGGGCUUUCUGAAAUCAGAUAGCAGAACCACCACUUCUUACCCAGAAUCACUUGAGAUGUGGAAUACAACGAUCAGGGAUGACAGUUUUUCUCCUCUCACGACCCCCAACAAUUUGUCUGAAGACUCUGAGACCUUCGCUGGGGCGGCUCCCAACAUGGGAGGGAGUACUUCUGUGGAAAGUCCGCAGGGAUUCUCUUAUGGGGGCAUGGAAAUGUGGAACACGACCAUACAAGAAGACAGCUCUUCAUCUGCAAGUCCAGAAGGACACGCAAAUGGAAAGGACCAUAGUCACCCUGGCUUAGUGGAUGGAAGAGAAACUCUUGCAAUGAAACAGCAGGGAAAAGAGGCAGAAACAGUAGAACAGGACAAAGAGGUCAGAUCGACUAGUCAAAAGCAGAAUGUCCAAAUAGUCAUAGAAGGGGAAGAAGGGAGAAUAUCAGACAUAGAAGACUAUGAACCAGCUGGGAAUCCUCCUGUUCCUCACAUGGUCCUCUCCACCUCAGACUAUGAUAACAUAGGAGAUUGCAGUUUGAGCAUUUCAUCCUCCCCUGAGAUUCACUGGGGUCCUGUUGUAGAUCUGAUACAACUUGAAGAACAGUCCAGCCCUUUCAUCGCUGUGAUCAAACCUGUAGAGGACCAGAUAGAAUCAGAUGGAAUCUCUUCACAAAACAUAUUUCUUUUUGAGGGACAGAGUGGGUUAAAUUCAACUGAGAACAAAGACUCUGUUGAGCUUUGUUCACCAUUUGUUCUGUUUGACAACUCUCAGACAUUUUCAGAGGAUACCCAGUCAGAUUUGGUAGAAGGUUAUGGACAUCAAAUCCAGAGUGAGGAUUCUUUAUCACAAAGCCCAGGUAGUUUGACUAGUUUUUUGUCCAGUAAACCAGAAAAUUCUGGACCAUCAUCACCAUCAAGCAAGAUAACACUUGUUAAUAGCCAAAGCCAAGAGGGUUACACAAGAGAGACAAAGUUGCUCAGCCCCAGCCCUGGUGUUGACGGAGAUACACUCAAAUUGAGCCCAGGCAGUCGAGACGAGCUCAGGUCCAAUUCUGAUGGGGAUUCGUCAUCUUGCCUUGAAAUGGACUAUAUCAUUGUUCCAGGAACAGUAAAGGCAACUGAUAGUGAUCCCAAAGACACCACGGGGCAAUCAGAAGGAUUAAGGAAGCCCAUGGAAACAUUUAACAUGCUUUCCUAUGCCGUUUCAGUACUGAAAUCUCAGAAUCAGACAACCACAGAGCAAAGCAGACAGAUUCAAAAUGAUCACUCAACUAGGGAGGACGACAAUCGCAUCAGGGUCGACAGAGAAACUUUUCUGCAGUCAGAGUCAAGGCCAACAUCUGCAAGUGAAACCCAAUUAGAAGAAGGCCACUACGAAGAUAAAACCACCGUCAGUGGCCGAAACCUGUCACCCUCAUUAAGGCAUCCAUCAGAUCACUUCCUCAGAACCAGAGAGGAGGUUUAUGUCCAUUCCCAAAUCUCCAUGGAUGACUCAGGUUCAGACAGUGGCCACUCACCGGUCAAUUUUACUGAGUCCCAUCCAGUCUUGGGAGUUGAGUUACCGAGACGAGACACAUCGCGAUCAUCAUCCAACAGCUCUGUCGGCUCUCACACCAGCUCCUUGGUUAGCACCCUCACAAGCGAAUCGGACGUCCCCAGAAACAAGGCCCUUGGAUUACCCUUUUCCGGAGAUUUGAUGGAGGAGGAGAACAAUGAGGAAGAGCAGGAGGAAAAACUGACAACGGUCCAAAGUUCUCACGAUCUGUUGAGUUUCACAGAGGAGUUGGUUGAAAGUUGUCCACUUCCACCAAACAGCUGUUAUGAUGAUCAAAAUGGAAGGACUAAUGAUCGCUCAGUUGGACAUGAUGUCAGAGAUUGGUGGCCCUCUCACCAAAGCCGUUCUCUGAAUUUAGGAUGCCAAAAUAUGACAUCACAACUGUUACCCCAUCGGACCAGUCAUUCCACUACACAACAGUGGACAACAGCUCAGGGUCCACCACAAAGUGGUUACAAUUACCACCUCAUUGACCAAAGGACAGAAAACCUGGAAGGCUCUGAGCAAAAGUGUGACUUCAAACCUUGUCAUAGCGAACACAAACACCCCGAACAUCAGAACCGUGUCCAGUAUGUGCCUGAGGGAUACGCCCACUUCCUCAUGUCCAGGCGAGACCACUGCGAAGACAACUCGGCAGCGGGAAUGACUAUGACAGCUAUGAAGAUGAUGAGGAGGACCUCCAGUGAGGAAGCUGGGGAUACAGAGAACAGGGAAGACCCUUCCUCCUCUGCCGAUGUGUCGGGGGGGUCCAGUCCGAGGCGUAAGCUUGUGGUGCCGCCUAUGAGCGUGCCACCAGACCGCAGCGAAGGCUCCCCGGUCUCAGAGCAUGCCCUGGACACGGACGAAGAGGAGGCGGCUCUGGACACCGGAGACGACCUGGACGUUGACAUCGAGGAGCUAGACACGUCUGAGGAGGAGUGUGACAACUCCGCCCCUGCGGCUGGGGGCCAGGUCAGGCACGAGGAUAGUCAGCUAUGGAGGAGCGUGGUGAUUGGCGAGCAGGAGCAUCGCAUCGACAUGAAGUCAAUUGAGGCGUACAAGAGGGUCAUCUCUCAUGGAGGUUAUUAUGCCGAGCAGAACGCCAUCAUCGUGUUUGCAGCCUGCUUUCUGCCUGACAGCGACUGUGAUAGUUACAACUAUGUAAUGGAAAACCUCUUCUUGUAUGUUAUUAGCACCUUGGAGUUAAUGGUGGCAGAGGACUACAUGAUUGUCUACCUGAACGGUGCCACGCCACGCCGCAGGAUGCCGGGAUUUACGUGGAUGAAGAAGUGCUACCAGAUGAUUGACAGGAGGCUAAAGAAGAACCUGAAGAUGUUUAUCAUCGUCCAUCCCUCCUGGUUCAUCAGAACACUGCUGGGCAUCACCAGACCUUUCAUAAGCUCCAAGUUCAGCAGUAAAAUCAAGUACGUGAGCAGCCUGCAGGAGUUGGGACAGAUAAUCCCAAUGGAGUACGUCCACAUUCCGCCCAGCAUUGUCAAGCUGGACACAGAUUUAAAGGAUGCCUCAGGAAAGUAUGACAGAAAAAGGAGUUUGGCCAUUUGAUAAAAAUGGAGCUUCAUGUGAGAUUGCCAAUCUUCCCAGCAGAGGGGAGGAGGUUGCGGUGAGGCAUUUAAAAAAAAAAAAAACACCACAUCACUGUGUAUAACAUAGGGAAGGUGCUCUAAAGACUGCACUAAAUGAUGUUUACAUUAAAAUCCAUUUAA
Messenger RNA from Syngnathoides biaculeatus (alligator pipefish), 5739 nucleotides. RefSeq lists its product as uncharacterized. The coding region runs from base 176 to 5578 and encodes 1800 amino acids. Gene Ontology annotation, molecular function: exopolyphosphatase activity. Gene Ontology annotation, cellular component: cytoplasm. NCBI's taxonomy places the organism in Eukaryota, Metazoa, Chordata, Actinopteri, Syngnathiformes, Syngnathidae. The record is from RefSeq and is a predicted model, not a curated record. The transcript has 19 exons.